Penicillium nucicola is the source of this 3360-nucleotide messenger RNA. RefSeq lists its product as uncharacterized. The record is from RefSeq and is a predicted model, not a curated record. Bases 1 to 3360 code for a protein of 1119 amino acids. The transcript is spliced from 2 exons. Lineage: Eukaryota; Fungi; Ascomycota; Eurotiomycetes; Eurotiales; Aspergillaceae.
AUGGCGAGUUUCGCGUCCUUCGGGGGGUCCUCCCCUCCCCCUCCUCCGCCUGCGGCAGCUUACACACCGGCGACAUAUGGCCCGAUCUCAAAUCCCCAGAUCCACGGAGUGACACCCACAGGUUCGGGUGCGGAUAAAACCAGCUGGGGAGUGCGGUUCAACCAGAACCAAGCUCCACCGUUGCCGCCUCGGCCGUCCAGCACAAAUGAGCAGCCAUACUCCCAUGUUCAGUCGCAGCCACAGUCGCAGCCUCCCGCAGUGAAUACCGGUUUUCACUACGGAUAUCAGCCCCCCGCCGCUCACCCCUCUCCGCCUCCAUACACUCCUAAUCUUCCAAGCGGCGUCCCUCCGCCGCCGCCAAAGAUCCCUCAGCAUGCGCCAGCUCAACAAAGUGGCCGCCCAGAGCGGCCACCGCUCCUUGCUCAAGGCUCGGGGCCAGCUGCGAUGACUGGGUCUUAUGUUUUCCGGCCUGCGUCUGUAAUCAACACAAAUGCGCCAUCCACGAGCGCAUCGGCCUUGGGCCCGGGCACACCCUCAGACUGGGAGCAUCUAGGUCCUACUCCCGGAGAUUUCGAUGAUGCGGCUUGGUUUCCACCAAGACAAACUUCUCCGCCUCACGAUGUCGCUCCACCACCUUCUAGCAUCUCGGGCGGCAUGCCCAACAUAUCCGCAGUAAAUGAGCACUCGCAGUAUACCCAUCCGAGAACUGAUACAAAUGAGACGGUUCCAAGUUUCAGCUCUGGAGUCCAUGGGUCGGGAGCUGGUAGUUCGGAUUCUCCCAUCAGUCCAUGUACAACCCAUGGCAUGCAAACACCCCCUCCACCGACUCGUGUGGAUAGCGACAACUCUGUUGUCUCGGGUGAUGGACGCUCGGAAAGUAUUGAUAAUGUGAUAGAUGCGUGGGUCCGACCAUUGUCACCUCCCUCUCAACCAGUUCAACCUGCGUUCCAGGUCCCGACAUCACAGCUGCAGGUUGUCUCUCAAUUUGAACAAACUAUUCCAGCCAAGGAGCCUGAUUCGACACAGAAUGUUGUGUCAUCUAUUGCACCGCCUACUGAGCAUGUGGUGCCAAACUCAACGGCUCCUGUACCACAUGUUCAACUACCUGUAACUGAAGCUGCAUCCAAACAACCAGACCCCUUCGAGGAUCUGGACCCAUGGUCGAAAUCUUCUCUGGAGCGCUAUGUUGCCAUGCUACGCAAGGAAGCAGUGGCAGACUUGGACGAAGAAAGAUACAAAAUCUUCACAGCAUUCAUGGCCAAGGAGACAAAACUCCGAGAGAUUCUCUAUAAUAUCGAGCAUGAUGAGCCUGAAAGCUCCCCAGAACCUCGUAGGGCUUCUAGUUCUGUAUCGCGAUCACCAUUACCAAGAGUUGAUGAAGAUGGGCCCGCCUUUGAGACAGGCUUGAUACCCGUCUCAUCGGAAGAAAUUCCACCUCCCUUAGCGACAGCGGCGGCAGAGGAAUGUGAUGACAUUGACGCUGAAGAUGUCGGCAGUGAGUAUAGUGCAGGCGGACGACCCAAGGUUGCUAAGCAGGCCCGAAGGGGCUCACAGUCCCAGUCAAAGCUGCCUGCACUCUCCUCGGGCUCAGAGCUAGCCGAUAAGCGACUUUCAACGUUUUCUCUUUCUUCCGAUGUACAGAAGCAACCUUUGGAGCCUCUACACAGCAAUCCUCCACGGCCUAUCUAUACGCCGUUCCAGUACACAGAAGGUCCUCAGCGAGGAUCAGACAACCUCAAGUUUGAUCGCCCAGCUCACGAGGCAUAUUCCGAUUUACGGCAAGCAUCUGCCGUGAGUGGACGGGUCAUGUCAAAUGUGCCGACUUCUACGUCUCAUCCGAGAGCCUUCACCCCUUCUUCAUUUCAAAAUGAUCGCGACGAAACUUUCCUCGGCCUGAUCCGUCAUAAAAGCACUGCGUAUUCUAAUUCAUCUGGUCGAAGCUCUGCGCCUCCUCAGACGCUGCCAGAGUCUGUGCAAAAGGCCCGGCAAACAGUACUUUUAGAAGAGCUACGCACAAUGGUCAGGACGCCAAAGGACAAGCAAUCUGAAAGCUCAUGGCAUAUCACAACGCGCGACGGACUUGACAAGUUCCCUGAUGAUUUCACCCUCAUCCAGCGCACAAUCGAUCGGUGGGAAGCAACUGCAAAAGUCCGACGAAAUGAACUGGAUCAAGAGCGUAUACGUCGUCAAGAGGAGUCAGAGGAACAUAUUGAUGAUCUCUUCAAUGGAAAGGAAAUCGGUUAUGCAGAUAUCAACACCUUGGAAGAAGAUUUCCGUCAGACAGAAGCUCGGGCUCAACUGGAAGAGGAACGACACGAAGUCGAAGAUUUCACAAAGCACGUCUUCAAUCCUUUGGACGAGGGUCUAAAAGAGGCGAUUUCGGCUCUUCGGAAACUAUACGACUCUGCUCUCAGUCAGCUUGAUCGUGAUCAGAAAGCUAAUGGCUCGCCAGUAGAGGAAUCUAGCGCAUCUGCGACCAUGAACCUGGUCAAUGACAUUCACAAUAAACUCGAGAUCCGGUUCCAGAAGCGCCUUGAAAUCGCACUUGAUUGCGAGCGGCGGCGCAAAAAGGCUGAGCGGCGACCACUGGUUUUCAUGGGUGAUAUGGCUAGCCUGCGAAAACUAGACGGAGAAUUCGACCAAAUGGAGCAACGGAACAUGUUAGAGGCAUGCAAGGACCGGGACGACCGAGCCAACCGACUCAUGGAUUCCUUCGACGAUGCGAUUCUACAUGGGCUAGGUAUAAAUCAGAGCCUCCUAGACCAGGUUGCUUCGAAAGCAGCCCAGCUAGAUCUCGCCGCUCUCCGUGCCUCCGGUCUACCUGAUUCGGAAAUUGAACAGAUUCUCAAGUCCGCAGCUGCCUUGGCAGCGUCGCUACGCGCCGACUCGGAGGCAAUUCUUCGCAGCUCUGGGGUUGCGGACAUGGCCCUGAACGACGCCGAUUACGGGGUCUCCGUCGCCGAGGCACGGUAUGCCAACUCCGACCCGGAUAUCUUCCGUCGGCUUGCCGAUGAGAAAAAGAAGGAGGAUGAUACUCUCCAGAAAGAUCUAGACUCGAAGUUGCAGAGCAUCCAAAAGGGGCCUGUGCGCAUUGAGUCCACGAUCGAGCGCCUUCUUCUUGACCUGAAGAAUGCUCCUCCAGCGGCUCCGGCCUCUCCAAUUGAGCGUCACUCUGCCUCAACGACCCCAAUUGCGGACGUACCCGUGCCUCCAAGUCUGCGCCCUUCCACUGUCGUUCCUGCUUCUGCACUGACUCCCAAGGUGGUGGUUCAAGACACAGAUGAAGACUCAGAGCACAAAGAAAGACUUCGCAGAGCGUUGGAAGAAGCCAAGAAGCGUAAUGCCAGCAAAGGCCAUUGA